Messenger RNA from Pocillopora verrucosa, 852 nucleotides. Its product is annotated as peroxiredoxin-5, mitochondrial-like. Gene Ontology annotation, cellular component: mitochondrion; cytoplasm; peroxisome. Lineage: Eukaryota; Metazoa; Cnidaria; Anthozoa; Scleractinia; Pocilloporidae. The record is from RefSeq and is a predicted model, not a curated record. Gene Ontology annotation, molecular function: thioredoxin peroxidase activity. Gene Ontology annotation, biological process: hydrogen peroxide catabolic process; cell redox homeostasis; cellular response to oxidative stress.
AGCAGCUGCAAAGGAAGUCAUCCCCAAGCCAUGCAGCGCUCCGUCGGUCAAUUAAGUGGAAUCGCGUCUGUAUUUUUGCGUGGAUUUCGUUCUUCUGCGUUUGCAGCAAUGCCGAUCAAGAUUGGUGACAAGCUUCCUUCUGUUCAAGUCAUGGAGGGAACUCCUAAAGACAAAGUCAAUGUGGCCACUUUGUUCUCAGGAAAAAAAGGGGUGCUAUUUGCUGUACCAGGUGCCUUUACUCCAGGUUGCUCUAAGACUCAUCUUCCAGGAUAUGUUGAAGAUUUUGAAAAAUUUAAGGAAAAAGGAGUGGAUAUUGUUGCCUGUAUCUCAGUUAAUGAUCCAUUUGUAAUGGCAGCUUGGGGAGAGGCACACAAAUGUGAUGGCAAGAUCCGCAUGUUGGCUGACACACAAGGUGAAUUCACAAAGGCUGUUGAUAUGGAGCUUGACGCGAGGCCAUUUCUUGGAAAUGUACGGUCAAAGAGAUAUGUGAUGGUGAUCGAAGAUGGACUGGUGACAGCGCUCAACGUAGAGCCUGAUGGUACUGGACUGAGUUGCAGUCUGGCUAACAGCAUUCUGAGUGCAUUGUAGUUUGUAUUCCAAACUGCGAUACGGAAGGAGUAGAAUCAGGAUUGGAUCAAUCGUGGGAACAUGUCAUCUAUUCGUUUCUUCAUUGUUUACAAAAAAUGGAGCAUGGCUUAAAACAGUGGACUUAAAUGUGAGAUGUUAAUAAUAAGUCAAGAUAAGAAUAAUCUUCAUAAUUUAAUGUAUUGGCAGUUUAGCAGGAAGUAAUGGUGAGUUUAUGAAAAGUUGUGUACUACAGAAGUGAAUAAAGGACAUGGUUCCAUUGAUUUA